Molecule: messenger RNA, 2452 nt
Organism: Cimex lectularius (bed bug)
Lineage: Eukaryota; Metazoa; Arthropoda; Insecta; Hemiptera; Cimicidae
Product: zinc finger protein 883-like
Exons: 9
Coding region: 670-2337 (555 amino acids)
Cellular component (GO): nucleus
Molecular function (GO): zinc ion binding
Source: RefSeq, a predicted model, not a curated record
UUUAAUAAACAAAUUAAAUUUAAAAAAUUUUUAAAUGGAGAAACUGCAAUUUCGUAAUUUGACGACCAUUUGUAUUUGACUUUAAGUAAGGGCGCUUGCGGUGGGGACUGGGGAGUGACCUUAGCCCUUAGGGGUAGGGCUCCGUGUUAAGGGUGGGAAAAGGUGGGGCGGUCGGCGGGGGCCGCUAGGGGGCGACUGACGCUAAGGGCCAGCAGGGCGGCGUCUCAGGGCCUUUAUUGAUUUUAUUAUCGCCUUUCAACGAAAACAACCCCCGGCGGCUCUUCCUGGUCACCUAGUCUGGUGGUGCGCGCCUCGUCCGCGCCCGUUGUCUCAAGAUCGGCGGCGAUGAUCCGGCUCGACCACUUUCUCGGCCGGCACGACGACGUCCAGCUCCAGGACGGAGACGUCAACCUCAGCGAGAUAUGCAGACUCUGCAGAAACUCGAAGGGUGUCAUGUCCUACAUAUUUAGCAACUCGGGGGUCGACAAUUCUCUGCCCCUCUCUCAGAGGAUAAUGAGCUUCAUCAACAUCGACGUAUGUAUCAGCAGCAUGGGGGUCAAUUUUUAUGAUAUGCCUUCUUAUUUAGUUUAUGCAGCAUUUGCACGGAGGUUAUAACUCUCAACUUCCUCUCCUCCCUGUCUUCUACUUAACAGUCGAGAGUUGACAAGUAUGCCAACCGACCUUCCAACUCCAUUUGCAAAAGAGACUGACGGAAAUAAUAUGCAUGAAGGUGAUGGCCUUCCAUCAUUGAUUUGUCACCGGUGUCUGUACCAUGUUGAACAGAUAAACGAAUUCAAGAUUCAGUGUGAGCAAUCGGACGCGCUUCUUCGGCAGAUCGUGUCAUAUCAUGGUGUUAAAACGUUCAAAGACAUCUCAAUGUUAGAAAGACAAUGCAAUGGCGUCAAUGAAAAUGACUAUUCAGAAGAAGAGUACUGUAUAAAAAAGGAGAAAACUAGUGACAACGAGGAGGAAAUCAAUGGAGAUGAAAAUGAAACAAAAUCGGACGAUGGUGUUAACAAUUGUCCGACAUGCAAUAAGCAUUUUGACGAUGAGAAAAAAUUAGAAAGGCACCAACUUAUUCACUCACAAGAUGGUCCCUUUCCUUGUGAUUAUUGUGAAAUGUCUAUGUCAGACAAAGCCGAAUUGCGACUUCAUUGGAGACAGGAACAUGCUGGAAGCAAUUGUCACAUGUGUCAAACUUGCGGUGAGUCGUUUGUGAAUAGGGAACAUCUGCUCAAACAUCACCUUAGGCAUGACAAAGUGAAGCCCUAUCGGUGUUCGGAGCCUUCCUGCAAGAAAGCUUUUUCAUACAGAUCUGACUUGAGAAAACAUUUAGUAAUACAUACAGGUUUACGACCUUACGUUUGUCCAAUUUGUUUUAAAGCUUUCACAAGGAGCACAAAUUUGAACAAACACGCCCGAGUGCAUUCGGGGCGGAGGCCGUUCUCAUGUGGUGAGUGUGAUAAAAUGUUCGCAACGAGGGGUGAUCUAAUCAGGCACUCUUUUAUACACACAGGGGUCAAACCUUACUCCUGUCCGAUCUGUUGUUUAUCUUUCAAUCGGAAAGAUAAGUUGACCAGGCAUGAAAAAUUGCAUAAAGAACAGAGGGCCCAUAUGUGCAAUAUAUGCCCUACAUCGUUCAACAGGAAAGAAGAACUCACGAAGCACAUUCAGUUCCAUCACUUUCUACCUCCUUCCUCUUAUGAAGAGGAUUCAACCGAGACCGGUUCUCAACGUGAAAAUGAAAAAUAUUCAGAUGAGAAUGGUGGUGAUCAUUUAGAGUUUCCUGAGAGAGUGAGUGAAGACACUGAAGAUGUCGUUAUUAAUGUAGAUCCUUUGAACUGGACAGAAACAAAACACCAGUGUCAGAUGUGUGACAGGUCGUUUAAAACAAUUGAGGACUUGACAAAGCACAAAGCAAGCCAUGAAAAAAGCCGGAACUUCAUCUGCGAAAUCUGCUUCAAAGGUUUCCACCAGAGGAGGGAGCUUGUGCGGCAUUCGCUCACGCAUACCGGUUUCAAGCCGUUCUCGUGCGAAACGUGUGGUAAGGCGUUCUCGAGGCGCGAUAAGCUCACGAGGCACAUGAGAACCCAUAUAAUGCCAAAAAGGACAUCGAAGGCCAUCUACAAAGAGCCUCCGACUUGUGAAAUUUGUUUGAAAGUCCUCUCCUCACCUCAUGAAUUGUCAAGGCACAUUCUCACCCAUUCGUUUUUCAAGCCGUACCAGUGCAAUUACUGCACAUCUUCGUACUGCAGAAAAGAUAAACUUGUCAAACAUAUUAGAAACAUUCAUUCUGAACAAAUCCCAGAAAAUGAGAUUAAAAACAUCAGCCCUUAAGAUUUUCUCUAUCUUCUAAGAUUUAUUAUGGUGUUCAAUGUUUUUGAGCUUAUCUUUGAGUAAAAAAAAAAAAAGGAAAAAUCCUGUACUUUAUUAAAAAUUCUUCUUCAGAUAA